CUUCCCGUACAUAUGUUACAUACAAACUGAACAAUUGUGGCCCCUUUAUUUUAUUCAUAAAGGUUCAGUGUAUCUUUGCCAGCCUACAUCAAUCUGCAAAGGAGUUGCAGAAAAGCCUCAUGUUCAUCGAGCCGUGAGUCACACAUGAUUUUUAAAGCUGUUAUGAAUAAUAAUAAUCCAAACAAUUGUUUUCUUUCCGGGAAGUUGUAUCUUUUUUUUUAGCAUCACAACAAUGGAUAUUAAAAUCUUGGAAGUAGUUGCAGCUUGAAUUAAGACGUUGCCUGGUUGCGUUGAAAGCCACGUUUAUUGUCAAGCAGAGACCAUAUUAGCCAUCGAAAAGCUCUGCACAGAUCUUUACAAUCUUACUUGUGUAUCAUUCCACACUUCCUUACUACAGGUUUGAGCAAGAACUGUUCCCAUUUAUACUUUCCUACAGCGGGUUUAAAAUUCUGCAGCUGAGGUCUUGGAGAAUGCAGAAGGGUACAGUAUGUUGGAGCUCGCAGUGUGUAUAAAGCUAACAUUUUUCUUGGGUUUUCUUUCAAUGUUCCAUUUGUGUCAGGGACUUCGUUGGCGCCAACUAUAUCCUAGACCUGAAUCUAUUUUAAAUGGUCUCAUUUUGUUGAAGUUAGGAGAUCUAGCUGACGCCCGUAACAGCUGUUGCAGUGACACAGCACUGUUAAGCUGAGUGACAAUGUCAUGAGACCAAGGGAUCGUCAUGAGCCUGUCCCUGUCCAUCAUUAAAAACACCCAUACAGUAGGCUUACAACCAUUUGGCUGUUGAUUUUUCUAUAGGCCUAUAUUCUUCAGUUGAACAGGUGCUUUCAGAAUGCCAUGACGAGAGUGUCAAGUCACAGUCUUAGCACAACCAUAUUCUUAAUGUAGUAUCGAGGCUCUGGUAAGGUAAGCCUCUAGGUUACAGCAGAAAAUACAGCAAGCCUUAAGGGACACACCACUCUGGUCCCAAUGCAGGCCCAAUUGUUUACUGACUGGUAAACCUGGGUUCCGCUUUAAACACAAGUGGGAUAUCUUAAGACAAAGUGAAUGUCGUUGAGUACUGUCCAAAGGCACACAUUCUGUCACUUGAUGCAUUCUAGCUGAAUAUAUCUAUGUUCAUUUCACCCCAAUAAAGAGAAUACCAAGAUGCAAUUGUAAAAAAAAAAAAAGGUCAAAUCUUUGCCCCUUUACCCUAAUAUGGGUAUAAAGCGUUGGAUACCUCGCUCUAGUGGACCAAUAGCUAUGUGAGCUAUUUCUGACUGUUGCUUUUUGCAUGUUUCAGGGGACGAGACGCGGCAGAGGGUCAAGUUCACUGACGAGCGGGUCUGCAAAAGCCAUCUCCUGAACUGCUGUCCCCACGACAUCCUCUCUGGAACUCUGACUGACUUAAUCGACAGCGUAUGGAUCUGGGAGAAUGUGCGAAGACCCACGACCUGGCGCUCCGGGCCGACUAUGAAAUCGCCUCCAAGGCGAGGGAACUCUUCUUUGAGCUUGACGCUGUGGAUCACCUGGAGUCUUUCAUCGCUGAUUGCGACCGUAGAACAGAGUUGGCCAAGAAACGGCUGGUGGAGACUCAGGAUGAGAUCAGUGCGGAGGUGGCUGCAAAGGCAGAGACUGUCCACGAGCUGAACGAAGAGAUCGGGAAGCUCCUGGCCAAGGCAGAGCAGCUGGGAGCCGAGGGGAACGUAGAUGAAGCCCAGCUGAUCCUACAGGAAGUGGAGAAGGUCCGCAGCAGGAAGAGGGAUGCCGAGGAGGAGUACAGAAACUCCAUGCCUGCCUCCAGUUUCCAGCAGCAGAAGCUCCGUGUCUGCGAGGUAUGCUCGGCCUACCUGGGUCUCCACGACAACGACCGUCGCCUGGCCGACCACUUUGGUGGGAAGCUGCACCUGGGAUUCAUCCAGAUCAGGGAGAAACUGGAAGCCCUGAAGAAAACAGUCAUUGACAAGCAGGAGAAGAGGAACCAGGACCGUCUCAAGAGGCGAGAAGAGCGAGAGAAGGAAGAACGGAUGAAGACGAGGACCAAAUCACGGAGCAGGGAACGGAGCAGGGAACAUAGGUCCCGCUCUCGCGAACGUAGGAGACGGCGUUCCUCGUCUCGGGAGAGGCGGCGUUCCUCCCGCUCUCGCUCCAGGGACCGGGAGAGGAGGAGACGCCACUCCCGAUCCUGCAGCAAGGGCCACCGCCACGAGCCCAGCACCAGACACAAGUCGUCCAGGGAUCGAGAGCGCUCCUCCAGAGACCAUUCACGGGAGCGAAGCAGGAAGAGGGGAUCCUCCGAGCGGCGACAAGACAGCAGGGAUCAGAACGGGAGGACGGACUCCCGCCGGGCGCAGGACAGGGACAGAGACACCGGGGACCUCUGAGGACUCUCGCUAUCUAUCCAUCCUCAAAACACAACCUCCUUUUCUCUCUUUCAUACCUGUCCACAUAUCUAUAAGGAUUCUCUUAACAGCAAUGUCCAGAGACGUUUUGAUUUGACAGAUAUUCCAGCCAACCCACUGUGUCCCAAAUAAAUAGAGCUCAUAUGACCACAGGUGUGUGUGUGUGUGUAUGUAUCGUAUAUUGCGCAAAUAUAUACAGUACCAGUCAAGUUUAGACACACCUACUCAUUCAAGGGUUAUUCUUUAUUUUUACUUUUUUCUACAUUGUAGAGCAUUAGUGAAGACAUCAAAACUAUGAAAUGGCACGUAUGGAAUCAUGUAGUAACCAAGAAAUGUGUUAAACAAAUCAAAAUAUAUUUUAAAAGUAGCCACCCUUUUCCUAGACAACAGUUUUGCACACUCUUUGCAUUCUCUCAACCAGCUUUAUGAGGUAGUCACCUGGAAUGCAUUUCAAUUAACAGGUAUGCCUUGAAGUUAAUUUGUUGUAUUUCUUUCCUUAAUAUGUUUGAUCUAAUUAGUUGUGUUGUGGCUUUUUGACUGGUACUGUAUAUAUUUCAAGCAUUCAAAUAUAUCGGUAGUUGUUGAAUGUUGUGGGGGUGCACAAAGUCCUGCCAGCAUAUGUUUUAAGUGAUGGCUGUUGAUUGCAAUUCAUUUGAUUUUAUAUACAUAUUCUAUGAAACAAUCCUAAAUAUACAAUUUAAGUGGUAGCUAUAGAAAUUAUAAAUUAAUGACCAUUGAAUGAACCAUAAACUUAAAGAAUAGAGGAUUUAAAUGUUUCUUUGUUUUGAUACUGUUACUUUUAAACUGUCAGGAUUGCUGUGCGAUUGAGACACUGCUUAAUCAUACUUCCUGCAUACUGUCCUGGGUCAUGUUCAUUAGGCACCAAACAGAAGAAACCGGACUGAAACAGGGAGGCGUCAUCUGGAUUUGUCCAAUAAGAAAAGCACAUUUUUGCUCUCCCGUAAAAACAUAGUGAAAGGUUUUCAAUUAGUGUCCUAAUGAACACAACUCGGCAUACUGCCUUAGAUUGGCUUCACUCUUCGAGGCUUCCUUCCUAGAGGCUAUUUCACUAUGCUGGUCGCAGUAAUUUGCCAUUUAAAGUUGCAAAAAUAUUUAACAUGCCAGUAAUCAUAGGUCAGAUAUGUGCAGAACAGAUUAUAAGAUUGAUCAACGAAGACAUAUUGUUGUUGUUUGACUGGAUCAGGACAUUUGGAAAUACAAAAGGAAUUUGGUCAGUUGUGAACAUUAGUUAGCUCAUUUCUGUCAGCUUGUGAAAUACCCUUUGCUUCUAUAGUUAUGGCCUAGACUGACUGACGGGACAUUUAUAUUUGGAGAGAUAGCAGCAGUUCGAAUGAAUAUGUCAUAAGGAUUUCCGUCACGCUUUAGAUUUUAUUGUCCUUUGUGUUCACAAAUGGAGUCUUCUUUUUUUUGAGAGAGAAUUUUACAAGUGUGUUCCAAGUUUUCAUGUCAUGUGAAGUCUGUAUUUGUGUGUAGUAGACAUGAUGGACUUUGCAUGUCUCCAAUGGAUUGAGUAGGAAAUGCUGUUUUGGAUUGAGAAUGACUCUAUGUGACCCUAGAAGUCAGUUACGCUACCCAGGAAGUCAGCUAUGUUACCCAGCAAGUCAGCUACGUUACCCAGGUAGUCAGCUACGUUACCCAGGUAGUCAGCUACGUUACCCUGGUUUUGGACUAUGUCACUUGGUGCUGGGAACAAUAUCCUAAGUACCUGCUUAUGUUCAUUUUACUUUCCAGUAUUUUGAUGCUGAAUCCGCAGCUUGUACAUCUUCUGAAUAUGUUGGUUCAUGUAUGUCAGUCACUUGAAAUUGGAUGCAAACACAUAUAAAGGAAUGCAUAACUUUUCCUAAUUGGUGCCAGCUCUAGUAUUGGUUUGGUCUGUUUGUAUUAUUUUGCUAGAAGAUGAUUUUCUCUGAAGCCUGAAUAAAAAUCCCAGAAUUGUA
Oncorhynchus nerka (sockeye salmon) is the source of this 4333-nucleotide messenger RNA. Its product is annotated as putative RNA-binding protein Luc7-like 1. Gene Ontology annotation, cellular component: U2-type prespliceosome; U1 snRNP. Lineage: Eukaryota; Metazoa; Chordata; Actinopteri; Salmoniformes; Salmonidae. The coding region runs from base 1395 to 2357 and encodes 320 amino acids. Gene Ontology annotation, molecular function: mRNA binding. The transcript is spliced from 9 exons. The record is from RefSeq and is a predicted model, not a curated record. Gene Ontology annotation, biological process: mRNA splice site recognition.